Thecamonas trahens ATCC 50062 is the source of this 744-nucleotide messenger RNA. RefSeq names its product transmembrane protein 49. The record is from RefSeq and is a predicted model, not a curated record. The annotation marks the transcript as partial. The transcript has a single exon. NCBI's taxonomy places the organism in Eukaryota, Apusomonadida, Apusomonadidae.
GAUGGUGGCAUGGCCGUGCCUGCUGUGGGGCGCCGGGACAGCUAUUGGCGAGAUCCCGCCGUACGCAGUGUCGCGGGCGGCCCGGCUGGCCGGCGAGGCCAACGAGGAGCUUGACGAGUGGAUCGAGAACGAGUCGGCGUCGUCGGUGGUCAACGCCAUGCGGGACUGGAUGUUUGUCUCGCUGGAAAAGUACGGGUUCUGGGCCAUCCUGGCCUUUGCGGCCUGGCCGAACAUGGCGUUUGACCUGUGCGGCCUCGCCUGCGGCCACUUUCUCAUUCCGUUCUGGGUCUUUUUCGGCGCCACCUUUAUCGGCAAGGCCCUCAUCAAGGUCAACGGACAGGCUCUCUUCUUCAUCACCAUCUUCCGCAAGGAGUACCUCGAUGUGCUGGUCCGGUUUGUGGAGCGGUUCACGCCCGAGGCGUGGAACAUCGACGAGAAGGUCAACGAGGCGUUCCUCAAGCAGCGCGCCCGGUUCAUGCCCGGCGCCGAUGGCGCCGCCACCGCUACCGCCUCGUCGCCGACCGCACCGCCCGCGCCGCUGCUGGCCAGGCUUUGGUCGGUUGUCAUGAUCGCCUUCAUCGGCUGGUUUGCCCUCUCGGUCGUCCACUCGUUUGCCCAGCAGCGCGCCGCCUCAGACAUCCGCCGCGAGGCUGCUGAGGCCAAGGAGUCUGCCCGCAUCUACUACGCUACUCAGUCGUCGUAGGCCCCCUCAUACAUCGUAAUUAAGUAUGUAGAAGUAGCCUU